Molecule: messenger RNA, 764 nt
Organism: Anopheles moucheti
Lineage: Eukaryota; Metazoa; Arthropoda; Insecta; Diptera; Culicidae
Gene: mRpL43
Product: 39S ribosomal protein L43, mitochondrial
Exons: 1
Coding region: 71-634 (187 amino acids)
Biological process (GO): mitochondrial translation
Cellular component (GO): mitochondrial large ribosomal subunit
Molecular function (GO): structural constituent of ribosome
Source: RefSeq, a predicted model, not a curated record
ACGCCCCGGUUUGUUGUCGUUCACCACCGCGGUGUGCUUAUUUGCGUGCUGUUUGUCCGAAACUAAUAACAUGUCCAAUUCUCAUUUAUUUCUCAAAUCCGGCUUCCCUCGAGCGCCACUACAAAAUGGAAUCGGUCGUUAUGUGUGCCAACUGCAGCGUAUCACCCUGAAGUACUGUAAAACCAGCGGGUCCAGCAAGGGGAUGCGCGAGUUCCUCGAACAAGAGCUGGUCGAUUUCAGCCGGUCCAAUCCAGGAGUGGUGGUGUACGUAAAGCCCCGACGCCACCGGACGGCCGUAAUGUCGGCAGAGUUUUUAAACGGAGAGCGAACGUGGAUAAACUGUCGCAACAAUACGCGCGAGGAAAUCUCGAAAUGGAUCCAGGUGCUGAAACAAUCGAACGGUCGGGCGGAGGAGAUGCGCUUACGUAAACACUGGCACACGGACGUGCCGAGUGUACAGGGUGCCUGGACACCGUUCACCCAUCGUCAUCCAUCAACAAACGUAACCGAUUUCCCUUCCAAACGGUUGUCCCAGCUAAAGGAAGACGAACCCAGUGCCACCGAGAAGCUGCUCGAGCUGUAUCUGGCGCAACGGAAUACAACGUCCCAGCAUGGGCCAGAAGAAACUAAAUAAUUGUUUGUUUAAGUUAUUUUUAACAAUAAACAGUGGUAGUACAAUGUAAAUUUUUUGUAUGUUUAAAGAUCUUCAAACAGGCGGAAUUGAAUCGAAAAUUUAUUCCGUACGCAAGGCAGAAAACCAAGGA